Molecule: messenger RNA, 1379 nt
Organism: Melampsora larici-populina 98AG31
Lineage: Eukaryota; Fungi; Basidiomycota; Pucciniomycetes; Pucciniales; Melampsoraceae
Product: heterotrimeric G-protein beta subunit (G-beta, Gpb)
Exons: 6
Coding region: 56-1093 (345 amino acids)
Biological process (GO): G protein-coupled receptor signaling pathway
Cellular component (GO): cytoplasm; heterotrimeric G-protein complex
Molecular function (GO): protein binding; signaling receptor complex adaptor activity
Source: RefSeq, a predicted model, not a curated record
AUAGAAUCUUAACUUUAACUUCUUCAAGUCAUCAAAUCAAUCAAGCCUACUCAUCAUGUCAUCCGAUAUCCAAGAAAAGAUUGCUGCUGCUCGUCGAGAGGCCGAGACACUCAAAGAGAAGAUUCGAGCGAAACGAGACCAACUGGCUGAUACUACUUUACGUGCAAUGGCAGCCGAGAUGGACCCACUUCCUCGCGUUCUUAUGAAACCUCGACGAACGCUCAAGGGUCAUUUAGCCAAGAUCUAUGCCAUGCAUUGGGCACAAGAUAAACGUCACUUGGUUUCAGCAUCACAGGAUGGAAAACUAAUCGUUUGGGAUGCUUACACUACCAACAAAGUCCAUGCUAUCCCUCUUCGUUCAUCUUGGGUUAUGACAUGCGCCUAUGCUCCUUCUGGUAACUUUGUAGCUUGUGGUGGACUGGAUAACAUUUGUUCAAUCUACAGUCUUAGAUCAAAGGAAGGAACAGUCAAGGUGGCUAGAGAAUUGAGUGCUCAUACUGGUUACCUAUCGUGUUGUCGGUUCUUGAACGAUCGUCAAAUCCUUACUUCAUCUGGUGAUAUGACUUGUAUGCUUUGGGAUGUUGAUGCUGGUGUUCGAGUUAUCGAAUUCAAUGACCAUUCAGGUGAUGUGAUGAGUCUAUCUCUUGGACCCAAUCAAAACGUCUUUGUGUCUGGUGCAUGUGACGCAACUGCUAAAGUAUGGGACAUUCGGACUGGAAAAGUCGUUCAAUCCUUUGUUGGUCACGAGUCGGAUAUCAACGCUGUUUGCUUCUUUCCUAAUGGUGAUGCGUUCGCAACUGGAUCAGAUGACGCCUCGUGUCGAUUGUUUGACCUAAGAGCCGAUCGAGAACUAAAUCAAUACACACAUGACAACGUGCUUUGUGGAAUUACCUCAGUUGCCUUCUCUGCAUCUGGUCGUAUCCUCUUUGCAGGUUACGACGAUUUCAAUUGUAACGUCUGGGACACACUCAAAGGCGAGAGGGUUGGUGUCUUGGCUGGACACGAGAAUCGAGUCAGUUGCCUGGGUGUCUCAUCCGACGGAAUGGCAUUGUGCACAGGUAGUUGGGAUAGCAUGCUCAAAAUCUGGGCGUAAAACUUUUAAUCUUACAACGUGGAUCUUAACCAGGCCUUUCGCCUGUCAUCAACUUUUGGGUCUUCAAAUCGGGACCCCUCCUCCUGAUUUGGGUUAACCUGUCGUAUCAUCAACACUUCUUCCCAUGCGCUCGUCUUUUGUUUCAUCUCUUGAUAUCCAUCAGUGUUCCUUGGUUUCUUCGUGCCUUCUUUUUCCCAUUAGCUUCUUUCUCGUUUCUCACUUGUGUGCUCAUCUCUGCUUCUUUCCACUUUUUUUCCUCGGUUUUGGCUCGUAUGUGGGUAUGUGG